Molecule: messenger RNA, 1809 nt
Organism: Colletotrichum aenigma
Lineage: Eukaryota; Fungi; Ascomycota; Sordariomycetes; Glomerellales; Glomerellaceae
Exons: 1
Coding region: 1-1809 (602 amino acids)
Source: RefSeq, a predicted model, not a curated record
AUGGACGGCCUGUCUUUCACAAACGCGAUCUGGAGCCUUGUGUUUCGUCUUCGGAAGGAUGGAGAGAGAAUGUACAUGGAGGUCCCUCCUCUUCUGCGCGUCUUAGGCUUGUUUCGAGGUACAGACGCAACCGAUCCGCGCGACAAGGUUUUCGCCUUUCUCAAUAUCGCGUCAGACGCAGAUCAACUGGCUUUGGUACCGGAUUACAAGGCCAGCGUACAGAGCGUCUUCAGGAAAGCCGCCGAGGCGAUCCUCAGAACGACAAAGUCACUGUCGAUUUUCUCGCAGGUUCAAGAGCCCUGCGACACACAGAUUCCCCAUUUGCCAGGGUGGGUGCCGGACUUCAGCGCCAGACUUUCCUGCACGCCCCUCGACACAGGAGAUGACGACGUGCCGUUCUGCGCCUCAGGGCCUGAUAGCGAAGCAUGGUACGAUAUUCAUGAUGACGAUACGAUUGAGGUCGAGACUAUCGAAGUGGAUUUCAUCAUGACCAGCGAGAUGGCUGGCGAUAAUGCCGAAGACCUACUCCUGUGCGUGUUGAAAUCAAUGCUCAGAGUUCCGCACCAAUACCCAAUUGGGAAAUUUGAGAUACAGCAGGUUGAUGUGCCUGCUGAUGACGAAAGUAUGUCGGAACGAGCUGAAGCAAUACCUCCUCGAAACACACAAGUGAGUCCGAAUGAUGUCUUGCCAAGCAGGAAUACUCCUGAGGUCCAAAGUAAGCAGCUCGACUCGAGUACAGUCGAACAUCUGCAAGAAUCCACGGUAUAUCAGUCAAUAUUGCAGAACAAGCAGCCUUUUCAUUCCGAGUCUGUCGGUGAGUAUUCCGCAACCCUUGGUGAGGGGGACAAACUCGACGUCGAGGCUGGACGGGGUCUCGAUGAUAUCGCGGUACGAACUGCGGACGCUAGUUCGAGAGAGAACGACGGGCUCGACAGCGUACAUUCCAGCGUGGGGCGAAGCGAAACGUACGAGACACGACCCGUCACUCGGAUUGAAGCUAUGUGGCGAACGUUAGUCGGAGACAUGCUCCCUAGCUCCAGGAUAGGCUUUAACCCUGACCCCAAAAGGUUGAUGACCCAUCCAGCACCGCCUUCUCUCGGACAUGGAUUCUCUAGUUGGAUCGUGGCCGGCGUUCUUGAGAUGUGGUAUCUGUGCCAAAACUUCGGCGCAGACAGCCAAGUUACGGGCGCUGCUUGGCGGCGUGUACUGACGACACUAUCUGCCUAUGCCGCAAUCUAUCGUGAGCGACACAUUCCUUUAACAAGAGAAACAAUUGAGUUCAGCCUUGAAGCGGACACCAUCGAAGAAUUGGCUGCGAAGGAGGAAGAAGAGGAGAACUGGAUUGGCUUUGCUCUCAGCAACCACAACUUUUUUCCUUCGGCGUCCAGGCUCAGAAGACUCUUGAACGGACCAAAACCGGCGGGCGACCUUCGAGGUUACGACGGUGACCCGCAAGCUGCAAUCAAUGGGCAGUGGAGGGAGCAGGCGUUGAAGAUCUUCACCAAGAAGGAACGAGAAGACAUCGACUCUUUUAAGAAAAGGAUGAAAACCAUGCUCAAAGGCAGAAGACUGUUCGCGACAAGGUCAGGCCUUCUAGGGGUUGGGCCUCGGUCCUUGUUUCAGGAGACGAACUGCGUUUACCAAGUGCAUAUCAUGAAGGGUGCCAAAGUUUCAUACGCUCUCGCAAGCUACGAUGACGGAACUUACCGGUUGAUUGGUGAAGCCUACGUACAUGGAGUUAUGCAUGGAGAGUUGCUUGAGCACAUGAGUGAUCUCCCAUGGUGUAAAUACCAAAGGAUUCGGCUUUGA